This is a messenger RNA of Triplophysa rosa, 1587 nucleotides long. RefSeq names its product l-isoaspartyl protein carboxyl methyltransferase, like (gene pcmtl). Gene Ontology annotation, cellular component: cytoplasm. Lineage: Eukaryota; Metazoa; Chordata; Actinopteri; Cypriniformes; Nemacheilidae. The record is from RefSeq and is a predicted model, not a curated record. Bases 157 to 906 code for a protein of 249 amino acids. The transcript is spliced from 10 exons. Gene Ontology annotation, biological process: protein modification process. Gene Ontology annotation, molecular function: protein-L-isoaspartate (D-aspartate) O-methyltransferase activity.
CUUUAGAAAAGCUACUUCCGUUUACUCCCUCAGCACGUUGACAUCGCAUCUAAAUUUGCGAAUUUAGGUCAGGUCAGAUUGGUUUACCUGAAUCAAGCACACAUGUUGGACGCAUCAGUGGUCUGGAGCUGCGACACAGGCUUUGCUGGUUAGGAAAUGCGGACUGUGCUCAGACUGGCAGCAGUAGCGGUCCCUAUGGGUUUGCUGCUUUCAAGAACCAUGGCAUGGAUAUCCAGCGGCAAAACACACGUAGAACUCGUCACCCGUUUAAGAGAUCAUGGGGUCAUCCGAAGCGAUUGUGUGUUUAAUGCCAUGCUUGCCACUGACAGAGGAAUUUAUUCAAGAGACCACCCUUAUGCUGAUUCCCCUCAAUCCAUAGGUUACAAGGCUACCAUCAGUGCACCACAUAUGCACGCACAUGCUCUUGAGAUUCUCAGUGAUAAGUUAACAGAAGGCGCCUCCGCCCUGGACGUGGGUUCAGGAAGUGGAUAUCUCACUGCAUGCUUUGCCAGAAUGGUAGGACCCUCUGGUAAAGUAGUGGGAAUUGACCAUAUAGAUGAGCUGGUGCAAUCGUCCAUUAAAAAUGUCCAGGCGGAUGAUCCAGACCUGCUGGCUUCUGGACAGAUUAAAUUAGUGGUGGGUGAUGGACGGUUGGGUUUUCCAGAUGAAGCCCCCUAUGAUGCCAUUCAUGUUGGAGCAGCUGCUCCCACACUUCCUAAAGCUCUGCUGGAGCAGUUGAAACCAGGUGGGAGACUAGUUUUGCCAGUAGGCCCGGAGGGUGGAAGCCAGGUUCUCGAGCAGUAUGAUCGUCAGAGCGAUGGCACUUUCCUCAGGAAAGCACUGAUGGGUGUCGUUUAUGUCCCGCUAACAGACAAAUACCGCCAGUGGCCAAGUGAUGAGCUCUGAUUGCAAGUAUGGUUGCCCCUGCAGAUGGCGCUGGUGUUGUGGUUCAGGAAGCCCUUAGGCCUGAAAAGAAGGAUUGUGUAACAUUGCAACCUGCUGCUUAGCAACCCAUUUGCUGGGAUCAUUCUGAUUCUUGACUUGAAAUUGAAAUUCAAUUGCAGCAAUUGUUAGAGGACAGGAAGAAAUGCUUUCAGGGCAUUUCUGAGGUGAUGUCCCAUCUCAUAUCUAGACUGAGUGGUGAAGAACUUUUCUGAAAAAGUGAUCUCAGUAUGCAUAGUAUUCAUAGGUGGUCUUAUGUUCAUCUUUAACAUAUACUGCAAGCAAUGGAAAUAGAGUACAGUUACAAGAAAAUGUAACCCAUGAUACCUGUUUAGAGUGACAGCUUUUUGACUAGAAAGGUAUAUGCCAAGGCUUUAGUAAGGAAACAAAAUGACUUUUAUUUACUAUUAUUAAAAUCAAAAGUAUAUAACAUCUUUACAAAAUUUCUUUAUUUUAUAGCUUUUUGCAUGCAUGAACUCUUUAGAAAUGUAAUCAGAUGUUCAUUUUAAGUGUUGAUAUCGUCUUUUCUGGUGUGUAAUUUCAAUAUGUCUUAUUUGACAUAAUCCUUUAUGUACAGUAUAUUAAUCUACUUGAAUGUAAACAAUGCCUUGCAUGUAUUUUUAAAAUCAAUAAAGCUGUCAAAAU